UCUACCAUACACUUUAAGGAGGAUGGUCUAUUGAUUAGCUGUAAUCAGAUGUCAGCCGAGUAUCUUUUCAUGACCGACAAGCAGUAUGACAUCAGCUACGACACCGGCGACAAGGUCAUCCAGUGCGGCCGGCACAACGAUAUCUUCAAAUUGUGGCUACAGUGGCGCUCCAAGGGCAAUGAGGGAUUCGAGCGUCAGCAGGACCGUUUAAUGCAACUUGCUGAGUAUCAAGUGAAGCGCAUCAGGGAGCAGUCAGAUCGCUUCCAUCUGAUACUCGAGCCAGAGUUGGUGAAUGUUUCUUUCUGGUAUGUACCAAAGCGUUUGCGCGGCGUUCCACACGAUAAGAGGAAGGAAGCUGAAUUGGCAAAGAUUUGCCCCGUCAUCAAGGGGCGCAUGAUGCAGAAGGGUACAUUGAUGGUCGGCUAUCAGCCAGACGAUCGGCGGCCAAAUUUCUUCCGUUCGAUCAUCUCGUCUGCCGCAGUCACCGAGCAGGAUGUUGAUUUUAUGUUGGAGGAAAUGCAUCGGUUAGGUGACGACUUGUAAAGGAACACACACACACUAAAUGAUCUGACGCCGCUGGUUCAGCUCACUUACAUACAUACAUAUGUAUAUGUAUGUAUGUAUGUGACUGUACAGUUGCAAUCCAAAGCAGAGCUACAGGCUGGGCCCUAUGGAAGGAGGUGGAGGUGGAAAAAAACAGUUCAAUUAACGAAAAAUUAAGCAGACGAAAAACGCAAACAAGCAACAAAACAAAAAAAAAAAUGUUAGAAAAUAUUAGAAAUUAUUAUUUAGCAAAAAAUCUACAUAUAUCAACCAAGAACUAUCUUUAAGGUAAAAGCAUAUCAAAAGAAUGUUGUUGGCGCUCAAGUGGCGCAUCCAUUUUCAUUAUACAUUUAGUGACUAUAUACAUAUACUAUAUAGUUGUUAUCAUUAUGAUCAGAUGUAUACUCACGC
Molecule: messenger RNA, 954 nt
Organism: Rhagoletis zephyria (snowberry fruit fly)
Lineage: Eukaryota; Metazoa; Arthropoda; Insecta; Diptera; Tephritidae
Product: glutamate decarboxylase-like
Biological process (GO): GABA biosynthetic process
Cellular component (GO): cytoplasm
Molecular function (GO): pyridoxal phosphate binding; glutamate decarboxylase activity
Source: RefSeq, a predicted model, not a curated record